Molecule: messenger RNA, 963 nt
Organism: Rana temporaria (common frog)
Lineage: Eukaryota; Metazoa; Chordata; Amphibia; Anura; Ranidae
Gene: IFT27
Product: intraflagellar transport 27
Exons: 7
Coding region: 231-791 (186 amino acids)
Cellular component (GO): Golgi apparatus
Molecular function (GO): GTPase activity; GTP binding
Source: RefSeq, a predicted model, not a curated record
CAGUGCGUAGGGAAGGGAGCGUGCACAAUUCCUGCUGUUCUAUCGCAGUGUGUGUGUAUGGGGGAAUGUGCACGCGCACGCUGCUCAGGGAUACAGGAGUGUAAACAAAGCUGAUGCCGAGCUGCUGGGGUCCAAGGCUGAGCUCAGAGAGAUAGAGGACGGUGGUUGUGAACGGCCUGCAUCCUGCCAUUCAUUGGUUAGAUCAGCAUUGGAAGGAGGUGCCCAGCAUAAUGGUCAAACUGUCAGCUAAGUGUAUUGUAGCCGGUGACUCAACAGUUGGGAAAAGCACACUGAUUCAGCUGUUUCGAAGUGAUGGAAGCCACUUCCAGAAGAACUACACUAUGACCACUACCAUGGAUGUGAUUAUGAAAACUGUACCGAUUCCAGAUACUGGUGAUAGUGUGGAACUUUUUCUGUGUGACUCUCCUGGGAAGGCAAUGUUUUAUGAGAUGACAGAAAUGUUGUGGGACCAGCCUGGUGCUUUGUGUUUGGUGUUUGAUGUAACCAGUGAGACAUCUUUUACUGACUGUUCAAGAUGGCUGCAGAGAGUGAAAUCCAAAACCAUGAGCCCUCACCUCCCAGGAGUUCUGGUGGCAAACAAAACAGACCUAACUGGCCGCAGAGUGGUGGAGAAGAAUCAAGCUGAAGAGUGGGCAGUGAGCCACGGAUUGGAGUAUUUUGAGACAUCCGCGAAGGAGCUGGAAAACUAUGAUCAACCAUUUCGAGCACUGGCAAAAGCAUUUCAUCGUUUGUACCAAGAGAGAGUGGAAGGAUUCAGAAAUCUUCUGUAGACUCAAGCUGCCUGUUUCCAUCUGGAUUGUGGGGCUACAGUCAAAGGCUGGGUUGUAAGCAUUGUUAUACAGUCUUCAUUAAUGUUUGCGUUGUAUAGGACUAUUGUUGGGGGGGAAAUGUAAUUGUGGAACAUGUUAAUAUUUUUGCAAAUAUAUAUUUUUAUAUAUUUUA